Zingiber officinale is the source of this 2692-nucleotide messenger RNA. Its product is annotated as probable serine/threonine-protein kinase WNK4. NCBI's taxonomy places the organism in Eukaryota, Viridiplantae, Streptophyta, Magnoliopsida, Zingiberales, Zingiberaceae. Gene Ontology annotation, molecular function: protein serine/threonine kinase activity; ATP binding. Gene Ontology annotation, biological process: protein phosphorylation; intracellular signal transduction. The record is from RefSeq and is a predicted model, not a curated record. Bases 507 to 2465 code for a protein of 652 amino acids. Gene Ontology annotation, cellular component: cytoplasm. The transcript has 7 exons.
ACGUCUUUCCUCCUCUUCCGGCUCCACCCGCCGCUUCUUUCAAUCCUCUUUCUCUCCGUCGCUUCCGCAUUUGCGAUUAGGGUUUCUUUUCAUUCCCCCUCCUUCCUUCGUCCUCCUCCUCCUCUUGUUCUGCUGGUGUUGGCCCUCGUCCGCCUCCGUCUCUCUUCCUAGGGGGCUCGGCCUCGCCUGCCGAGGGAUGCAGACUACGCGAGAUUGCCAAUCGCCGGAAUCGGGAGCGGUCGCAGGAGCAUGAGAGGCCGCAGUCGUUCCACAAUCGCCACAACUACUACCGGGACUGGGGCGAUGGAUCUCGCCCUCGUGGAGAAGUCGGCCGUUGCUUGCGGAUUCCGCCUGCAAUCGGCCACCGAUUCCUUCUCCGUCGCGUCCGAGGCCUUCUCUGAAGGAUUCUGUCGCCGCCUCGUCUUCCUUUGAUACCUUCCACUUCUUUUCUUUUACUUCCCUUUCUCCGCUUGCUUUUGUUCGUCUUGCUGUCGUCGUUAUUUGAAAUGGAGCUGUCAGUAAAUGGAUUUCCAUCCAAUCUCGGGGUGAGUAGCUUGUUGGAGGCUGAACGCUGUGUGGAGACUGAUCCGACGGGCCGGUAUAUUCGUUACAACGAGAUUCUGGGAAGGGGAGCAUUUAAGACCGUUUACAAAGGGUUCGAUGAGGUUGAUGGGAUAGAAGUUGCAUGGAACCAAGUAUGCAUUGAGGAGGUGCUGCAAUCUCCGGAUAACAUUGGGCGUCUGUAUUCUGAAGUCUACCUUCUGAGAUCCUUAAAGCAUGAGAAUAUCAUCAAAUUUAUCGACUCAUGGGUUGAUCAUCAGACGAAGACCAUAAACAUCAUAACUGAGCUUUUUACUUCUGGAAGUUUAAGGCACUAUCGCAAGAGGCAUAAGAAUGUGGAUAUGAAAGCUAUAAAGAACUGGGCAUCACAAAUCCUUCGAGGUUUGGAGUACCUUCACAAUCACAAACCUCCAAUACUUCACCGUGACCUGAAAUGUGAUAACAUUUUUGUGAACGGAAAUAAUGGAGAGGUUAAGAUUGGGGAUCUUGGAUUAGCUAUUGUGAUGCAGCAACCUAGCGCUCGAAGUGUUAUCGGUACCCCUGAAUUUAUGGCCCCAGAGCUAUAUGAAGAGGAGUACAAUGAAUUAGUGGACAUUUAUUCUUUUGGAAUGUGCAUGUUGGAGAUGAUUACACUUGAAUUUCCAUACAGUGAAUGCAAAAAUCCAGCGCAAAUUUUCAAGAAAGUCACAAAUGGAAUAAAGCCUGCUGCACUUGCUAAAGUAACAGAUCCGGAGGUACGGCAGUUUAUUGAGAAAUGCUUGGUUUCUGCUUCAGAAAGAUUACCUGCCAAGGAACUCUUGAAAGAUCCAUUUCUUCAAAUUAAUAACAAGAAGGAAUCUCUUUCAGAUAUUGUUCAAGUUUCCAAAAAUAUGCUUAAUACAAAUCCAAUCUCAAGGCCUCUAUACAUGGACAUUGACUCUGAUUACAAAUCACUUCCAACUAGUAAUGGCACUGAGAGCAGUAAUUUAACAACACCUAUCACGGUUUUGGAAUUCCAAAGAACAAAUAAAAACAAAGAAUUUACACUUCAAGGAAGUAAACAUGAUGAUACAUCUGUCUCACUAAUUUUGCGUAUUGCGGAUGCAUAUGGUAUGGUAAAGUAUAUACAUUUUGUGUUCUGCUUAAAAUCUGAUACUGCCCUUGGAGUGGCCGCAGAAAUGGUGGAACAACUGGAACUAUCUGAUUAUGAUGUUGUUUUCAUAGCUGAUUUUAUUGAUUUCCUGAUCAUGAAACUUGCACCUGGCUGGAAACUCUCAAUUGACCAUUCUAAUGAGAAUAUUCAUCACAAGGAUUAUGAAGCAUAUGGUGAAAAUGAGUUUUUUUCAGUGCAGCCCUCCAAGUCACAACACUCAAGUGAUUAUUCUGAGUUUGACUAUGACCAUACCGGUUUAUCUCAGCUAAACCUGAAGAGUUCAGAAGGGAAGUUUGUAGAAAGUGAUCAUGGUCGAUCAUACAGGAAGGUGGAAGAAAAGGUGGAAGAAUCAAUGAUGUCGCCUACUGAGUGUCACACAUUAUAUGGUGGUAGAGGGGACAAAAGUUCUCAAGGGUCACUUUAUUCUGAUAUCUUUACGGGAAGUUUCAAGAACCCAAGUGGGUAUAAUACUGAUGUUGAUUCUAAAGCAGAUACACAAAUUAGUGAUGUUGGGGCCCCUUUUUUGCUUGCCAACAUUAAUUUAAACUCUUACACGCUCAAUUGCAACGAUAGAAAACAUGCUUCUAACUUGAAUAUGCUGAAGCAAUCUUCUGCACUAUCUCUGACUGAUGAAGAUCAAAAUGAGUUGAGAGCAGAGCUGGACAUGAUAGAUGCUCAUUUCGAACAGUGGUUUUAUGAGCUUUCUAAGAUGCGAGAGGAAGCAAAGAAAAAUGCUAGAAAGAAGUUUUCAAAGAAGAAGAGUGGUGAUUAAUUGCUUCCUACUCCAUCUUCAUUUGAAAGUUUUUUCUCUCUUUUUUUUUUUCCCUUUUCAUAGAUGUUUCGCAUUAAAUUUGUUCAAGUGUAAGUUCAUUUAGUUAUAGUCUGUAAUUCAUGUGGUUGGAUUCCUCUGGGUCACAGAACGUUAUUUGGUUCCAUUUCCGAUUGUGCAUGUUUUUACAUUCUUAUUAUAUACAAACUAUUACUUAGUUUUGUAUUGAA